AUGGGCCGCACGUCGACCGCCAUCGAAGGGCCCGUCGACUUCUCCGAGCUGCCCGGCCUGCCGCGCCUGCGCUACCGCAUCCUCGACUACAAGGUCAAGCUGUCCAUCAUCGUGGGGCUGCUGGUGCUGGAGUCGAGCAUCCUGCCCAUCGCGCUGUACUACGGGCUGAUUCUCGGCACGACCCUGCGGUCGGGCAUCGUCUUCGCCAUCAUCACCUCCUUCUUCGGCAUCGUGACCGGCAUCGAGUUCGGCCUGCGCUGCUACAAGCUGGUCUUCAUGGGCGACAAGUAUCGCCCCCGCGGCGGCACCCGCUGGAGCUUCGACUUUACGCACUGGACGCUGUCGUUCGGGUAUACCGUCAUGACCGCCCUCCUGAUCGCCUUCUCCAUACCCCAUAAUCCGCUCGUGCGCCCGCUCGCCAUGCCGGUGUCGGUGCUCCUCGUGCAGGUCGGCCUGCAGCUCGCCUGGCACGGGUGGAUGCAUGCGAGGCAGCGGCCGGCGCCGUUCAAGAUCAGUUCGAUAGAGAAGGGCGAGAGGGUGCGGCCGUUGGUGUACACGUUCGUCGAGGAUGUUGUGGCUGUGGAUGGUGCCGGCGGGAGGGAGUACAGGGAUGCGUUGGAGGCGCGGUACGAGGCCAGUCCGCGGUUCAGAAAAUUGAUUGCGUGGCAGAAUUGGUUCUGGGCGGUUGGCGCGUUGGUGGAUGGGAUUGGGACGCUGGUGGUUGUCUGGACUGUCCCAGAAAGAGUCGCUUACGGCGUCGGUUGGGGCAGCCCACUGGUAUUUGUCGUCCUGUGGACCACCAUCUCGGUCCAUUGGGCACAUCGAUCCCUCAGGCGAGAAAAGGAGCUGUGGCGGGAAGAGCACAUCAAGCAAAGGGAAGCUGGCGCACACAUUUGA
This is a messenger RNA of Chaetomium strumarium, 897 nucleotides long. RefSeq lists its product as uncharacterized. The record is from RefSeq and is a predicted model, not a curated record. NCBI's taxonomy places the organism in Eukaryota, Fungi, Ascomycota, Sordariomycetes, Sordariales, Chaetomiaceae. The coding region runs from base 1 to 897 and encodes 298 amino acids. The transcript is spliced from 2 exons.